Messenger RNA from Acaulospora morrowiae, 585 nucleotides. The record is from the annotation of a GenBank genome assembly. Lineage: Eukaryota; Fungi; Glomeromycota; Glomeromycetes; Diversisporales; Acaulosporaceae.
AUGACGAUUCCCCUGAUCAGUAUAAAAGAUGCACAGCGGAUCUGGGAGGAGAUCGCAAGAGCAACCAAAAGCGUUGCAGCGGAGACCAUUAGGAGAACGCCCGAAGUUAGCGACUCAUAUACAGACAAAGAAAAGAAUUGGGUAGCCUUAGAUGAAACGGAAAGAGACGGAUAUCCGAUCGAAAUAUUAGACAAGUAUUACAAUGGAGAUAUACCAACAGAAGUACCAGAAGCCUUCAUGUCUGAUAAAGAAAAUGAUCACAUUAGUGAGAUCCUGAGAAUACGCUUGGAAGACAACAAACUUACCUACGACGAUGCAUUAGCCCCGAAGAAUGCCAGUGCCGGAAUUUUGAACACGACACUAACCCUCGAUGAUGGAGGAGAGGCCCCGAACGAACUAGAGAAAGAUGAGUGGCUUGAUAGAACUAGGUCAUCAAAGGAUGAAGAAAGAGAAGAUGAGAUCGGGAAAAUACCAAAGAGUGAAGACAUGACUGGAGAAGAUGGUAAUCCGAAGAAAUUUUACCACCUGCAGAAUGCUAUGAUCAAGCGAUAUAACUUGCCGGACAAUUGGAAGGAUUCUGGAUGA